AAGAAGCUAAGAUUAAAUAGAUCCGAUCUGAAGACUUGGAGAGAGAGAGAGAGAGAGAUGGCAGAAUUGUUCAUUAAGCAGGCAGAGCAGUACGCAGAGGGUCGGCCUAGUUAUCCUCAACAAUUAUUUGAAUUCAUUGCUUCCAAGACAUCUUCUCACGAUCUUGCGUGGGACGUCGGCACCGGAAGCGGCCAAGCCGCCCGAUCUCUAGCUGGGAUCUACAAGAAUGUCAUAGCCACAGACACGAGCCCAAAACAGCUUUCAUUCGCGCCAAGGCUACCCAAUGUCAGAUACCAACUUACACCUCCCACCAUGUCUAGUGCCGAGCUUGAACGCAAUGUUGCACCUCAAUCAAGCAUUGAUGUUGUAACUGUUGCUCAAGCCCUCCAUUGGUUUGACCUCCCUAAUUUCUACCAACAAGUGAAGUGGGUACUCAAAAAACCUCAUGGUGUCAUAGCUGCAUGGUGCUACACCCCGCCAAAAGUUAAUGAUUCAGUCGACGCUAUCUUCAAACGCUUUCAUUUCGUUUCUGUGGACCCUCAUUGGGAUGCAUCACAUAAAUUGAUGGACGACAUGUAUAGGAACAUCGAUUUUCCAUUUGAGCCCAUGGAGGGAGCUGAUCAUACUGGGCCAUUUGAAUUUGUAGCAGAAAGAUUGAUGGAUUUAGAUGAUUAUUUUACAUUAUUUAGAUCGAGGUCAGCAUAUCAAAUAGCGAGGGAGAAGGGUGUAGAGCAAUUGAGCAAUGAUGUGAUUGAGGAAUUUAAGCAUGCUUGGAAUGAAGAUGGAUUGGACAAGAAGGUUGUUAAGUUUCCAGUUUAUCUGAGGAUUGGAAGAGUGGGGAAUUUGUAAAUCAAAACGCUAGUUUAGAUCUUAUAGGAAAUUGAAAAACCAUUCUGUUUCAAAGGAGUGUUAGUCUUGAAUCUUGAUGGAUCCAUUUCCUUUGUCAAUAAAAUUGGGAGCAAUAAAUUAGUUGUGUUUAUCACAUUGCCAUUGUAUACAAUCUAAUUCUGCUUU
Molecule: messenger RNA, 1014 nt
Organism: Quercus robur (English oak)
Lineage: Eukaryota; Viridiplantae; Streptophyta; Magnoliopsida; Fagales; Fagaceae
Exons: 2
Coding region: 58-849 (263 amino acids)
Molecular function (GO): S-adenosylmethionine-dependent methyltransferase activity
Source: RefSeq, a predicted model, not a curated record